Asterias rubens (European starfish) is the source of this 3486-nucleotide messenger RNA. Its product is annotated as apoptosis-resistant E3 ubiquitin protein ligase 1-like. Gene Ontology annotation, biological process: negative regulation of apoptotic process; positive regulation of protein catabolic process; protein polyubiquitination. The transcript is spliced from 19 exons. The record is from RefSeq and is a predicted model, not a curated record. The coding region runs from base 73 to 2994 and encodes 973 amino acids. Gene Ontology annotation, molecular function: ubiquitin-protein transferase activity. NCBI's taxonomy places the organism in Eukaryota, Metazoa, Echinodermata, Asteroidea, Forcipulatida, Asteriidae.
GAGAUUCGAUACUGGACAAAUUUUUCAUCUUCAAGAAAUGUUGACAUCUCGAGCUCGCCAUAGAUUGCAGUGAUGGCCAAACAGACCAGUCUGUGGUCAUUCAUUCUCUUGAUCGUGUUCUUGGUCUUCAUCUGCCUGGCUGGAAUCCAUUGGCAAAAACAGAGCGAGUUUAUGAAAUUCAUCAAAGCAAAUAACCUAGAGCAAUUUGGGACUGCCUUCUCCAAUGCAGAAAUACAUUAUUUGGAGCAAUUUUCUGCUCCCGGUCUGUUAGAACACGAAGCAUUCAAGAAGGUCGCCCCUGAGGAGAAGGCUAAAAUCCACAAAGUAUCGGAGGAGGUUGCCUCAUCGCUCCUUCUGAGACACUGGUUGGAGACGAAGCAAUUACAACAUCACCAUGACGGCAUACAAAGAUGGUUGGAUCAGGAGGAAUGGCAGGAGCAAAGAAACGUAAAUUUUGGAUACCGAAGUGUAAAACAGCUUGCUGAAUAUGAUAGCGAACAGAUUGAGAAAUUAAACAAGUUCUUGAAGACACCGAAGUUUGAAGCCUACCUACUGAAGACAGGCAUCAUGGAACUCGCAAGCGAUGAUAAUUGGGAACGCAUUAUGUUAAAUUCAACCUACUUCAGCCUGCAGAAGAUAAAAGAGCUGUUCAUCUUUGAUCGCUUGCUAAUCCUGACCAUGCCGCUUGGGCUACUGUGUUUCUGGGUGUGGGGUAACUAUCAGCUAGCCCGGGGCACCCCUCAGCAGACGGGUAACGAGAGACCCUCGUCCAUUCUUAAUUACAUCACUGGUAGUCUGCUUGAUGUGAAUUGCUGCAAGGUGGACUGGGGAUGGGUGGAACCGGCCGUUGUGGGAGAAACGAUGAGCUUCAUGAUCAAGUUUUUCCAGAGGAACAGAAGACCAUACAUCAUCAGCCGUGAUAAUAGUUUACCAGUGAUCGUCGAGAUUACAGCAAGUCAGCAGAGAAUCAGCUCCUCACUGGAGUACGGAAAAACAAACGAAGUCAAGGCAUCGUUCACAGUACGCCGAGCUGGCUUAUACACCAUAACUGUACGGCUGGGUCAGAUGAAUAUCAGGGGAAGUCCCUACAGGAAGAUGUUUCUGCCAGGGCCAGUGGAUCCUUCUAAAUCAGCGUUUGUUCGACACAGUUCCACGAUGGUGGUAACCAAGCACCAGUUCUGCCCCAUGUUUAUUGAACCUAGAGAUAAUUUUGGUAAUGCCUGUUUCGUCUACUCUGAGGGUCAGCAGAAGGUCAAUGAAUGCCUUACCGAGGACUACAGUCUCACGGUCACUAAGACCGGCAGUGAAAGCUUUGAUGAUUUCAAACCUCACUACGAGGUCAAACCGUGUAGGGACAGCAAGCAGCUGGCACUGCGUGUUCGAAUGGAGUCCACUGGAUGCUACAGAGCAAUAGCUACUUAUAAACAACAGAAAAUCAGUAAUGGAGAGUUCAAUAUUCUAGUUCUCUGUGAAAGCGACGCAGAAAAAGUAAAUAAAAACGUUGACAAGAAGAGCUCAGAGGGGUAUGAGGCGUCACUUCUUGCACACAACAACACCAGACAGAGACGGCCCAAGAAAGUUUACUGCUACAUCUCACCGAAACAACUGACUGUCAAAGAGUUCUAUUUGCGCAUCAUCCCAAGAAGGCUUCAGACAUUCAGAGUUUGCCCGGCAACGAAAUUUAACUUUAACGGAGAGCAGCAGGACCAUGAAGUGCCGGUGUUUACCAUUGAAGAUGGAAGCCAGCCAUCGAUGCAGCUGUCCUCCAAGUACAGAGAUGUCAUGGCUGCUACUUUCACUAAAUUUCUUCUCACAAAUAUCGGUGGCUCAGAGACAUUCCAGGACAAGCAGCGAUGUUUCUAUCGAGAGGUGGUGGUUUUACGACCCAGGAAAUCCCAGUCAGUUGUGACACUGAAUAUCGACCGGCAUAGCCUGCUGGAAAGUUCAAUGAAAGCAACAAAGUCUUUUGCAACGUCGGACUGGUGUAAGAAGUUUGAAAUCACUUUUAUGGGAGAGGAAGGUCAAGACUGGGGAGGACUUGCCAGGGAAUGGACAGAGCUUGUCUGCACAUCCCUUUUUUCCCCCGAGAAUAAAUUCUUCAGGAGAUUUCGGGACAAUAAUCAGGGGCUGGUACAUCCAAACCCAGACAGACCAGCCCAUUUGUGUAAAUCCAAGUUCUAUGAAUUCGCUGGUAAAAUGGUUGGGAAAUGUCUGUACGAGUCUUCACUUGGAAGCACCACCAGGCAGCUGGUUAAAGCCAGGUUUUCUCGCUCAUUCCUGGCUCAACUCAUUGGACUCAGAGUAACACACAAGUAUUUUGAAGCAGACGAUCCUGAUUUCUUCACGUCUAAAGUGCGCUAUAUUUUGGACAGUGACGUGGAUGACAUGGAGCUGACAUUUUCUGAAGAUGUAUACAGUUCCGGAGGACAACUCUCUCAGGUGAUUGAGUUAAUCCCAGGAGGGACCACCAUUGCAGUGACCAAUGAAAACAAGAUCGAGUAUCUAGAUAAGCUAGCCCAACACCGAUUGGCCAACAGUGUACAAGAUGAAAUAGAAGCAUUCCUCAAAGGCUUGAAUGACCUCAUACCUGACCAGCUCUUGAGUAUGUUUGAUGAGAAUGAGUUAGAGUUACUCAUGUGUGGAACCUGUGCUUUCAGCGUAACGGACAUGCAGAGAUAUUACAUUCCAUCCGGAGAAGGAGAACAAUUUGCCCAGAUGUUGGAUUGGUUCUGGACUGUGGUGAAUAGCUUCACUCAGGAGGAGAUGGCCAGGCUUCUUCAGUUUACCACCGGUUGUUCCCAGUUACCUACAGGAGGUUUCGGUGAACUCAGCCCUAAGUUUCAGAUUAUUGCUGCCCCUACUCAUGGCACCCUACCCACCGCACACACAUGUUUCAACCAACUUUGCCUGCCAACAUACGAUAGUAUUGAACAUCUUCAGAAGGCUCUAGUGCUAGCCAUCAAUGAGGGUGGUGAGGGUUUCGGCUUACUUUGAAGCAUCAACUCCCAAGGAGAAUUUUAACAUGUGGUACCUCAAGGUAAACCUUUUUUUAAAUUCCAAGUUGCCCAAGUUUUGCCGAACCUGAAAUUUGUUCCAAAGGGCCCAUGGAUAUAUGCUGCAGCAUUAAACUCCAACCCAAACGAUGUCAUUGGGUUGUUAAAAAAGGGGAAGUCCCUUAUGCAGAUAUUGCAUGAUUUGGUUUGGAUAAUAAUAUCUGUGUUUCAUGUAUUUUGUGACAUUCUACAGAUGAUGGGUUUGAAAUCAGUAUUAGUCGUGUUUUGUUUUUGUGUGAAAUGUUUUGUGCCUUAUUUUGACGGAGAUUGCAAAUUAUUGUAGUGGGCUUUGUUGAUGGUGAUCAGAUUGCCGAUAGAGAUUUAACCCUGCCAAUUUUGUUAGUUUUAUCCAACAGAUUUAUCUUCUGUUUACUAUUUAUAGUUAUAGAAGAGUUUGCGUUAACACCAGAGUCCAGCAUUCUCCAGAAGACGA